AAUCUGCUCAGAGUGAAGAGAGCGAGCCUCCGGACUUCCAACCGCCUGAGAGCCGACACAACGGCGAGUCGAUCCCGCGUCCAAAAUGGAACUCUAAUCGUCUCCGAACCCUCUGAAUCGCGUGGCUACGGAAGAGCAUCGCUUUGUUUUGUCGACCGCGCCACAGGAGCGGUGUUUGCUGCAGUUUUUGGCGGAGGACUUUUCUCGAGCGCAGACGGAGCGAGGGUGGGCUGCUGCUGCUGGAGUCACUUACAAAGACCAUCGAGAAGUCAUGACACGGCGGAGGCUGCCUCUGGAUUAUACGCUCUGAAAACGACUCGAACGUUGACUGGCUUGAAGGGGAACCCACGCGCUCGGGCGUUGAUCCACGCGUUUGGACGUUUGGCGUGAUUCCGCUCGGUUUUCACCCCUUUUCGAGUCGUCCGACUUGGAUCAAAGUUUUCCUUCCCUCCCCCCCUCCUCCUCCUCUCAACUAUGGCGGCGGCCAGGUCCACCUCUGGCUCCGCGCUGCUGCGGAUCAUGUGGCUGCUCAGCGGGCUGCUUCUUUCACCCGCGUCGGCUCAACACUACAACAGCGAGACCGGGAUAUCCGUUCCAGAACACGGCUUUUGCCAGCCCAUUUCCAUACCGCUGUGCACGGACAUCGCGUACAACCAGACCAUUAUGCCCAACCUCCUGGGCCACACGAACCAGGAGGACGCGGGGCUCGAGGUGCACCAGUUCUACCCCCUGGUUAAAGUCCAGUGUUCCGCGGAUCUCAAGUUCUUUCUGUGCUCCAUGUACGCGCCAGUGUGCACGGUGCUGGAGCAGGCCAUCCCCCCAUGUCGGUCGCUGUGUGAGCGCGCCCGGCAGGGCUGUGAGGCGCUGAUGAAUAAAUUCGGGUUCCAGUGGCCAGAGCGCCUGCGCUGCGAGGCCUUCCCCGUUCACGGAGCCGGGGAGAUCUGCGUGGGUCAGAACACAUCGGAGCAUAGCAGCCCCCCAUCGUCCUCAUCGCCAUUUUCCCCUGAUCUUGUGACUCUUCCUCCAAACGUACCCAGACCCAAAGGUCCACCCCCACAGAGCCAUGAGUUCACAUGCCCCCUACAGCUGGUGGUCCCCCCUUACCUGGGCUACAAAUUCAUGGGGGUGAAAGACUGUGGCGCACCGUGCGAACCCAACAAACCCACCGGCAUCAUGUACUUCCGGGAGGAUGAGGUGAAGUUUGGCCGACUCUGGGUGGGGAUCUGGUCCAUCUUGUGCUGUGUGAGUACUCUGUUCACAGUGCUCACGUACCUGGUGGACAUGAGGCGGUUCAGGUACCCGGAGAGGCCCAUCAUCUUCUUGUCCGGCUGCUACUUUAUGGUGGCUGUGGCAUAUGCCGCUGGAUUCUUCCUGGAGGACAAGGUUGUGUGCGUGGAUAAGUUCAAGGACGACGCGUACCGGACUGUCGCCCAGGGAACCAAGAAGGAGGGUUGCACCAUCCUCUUCAUGGUCCUGUACUUCUUUGGAAUGGCCAGUUCCAUCUGGUGGGUCAUCCUGUCUCUGACCUGGUUCCUCUCUGCUGGCAUGAAAUGGGGUCAUGAAGCAAUCGAGGCGAACUCCCAGUACUUCCACCUGGCUGCCUGGGCCGUCCCAGCCAUCAAAACCAUCACCAUCCUCGCCAUGGGCCAAGUGGACGGAGACGUCCUGACUGGAGUCUGUUUCGUGGGCAUCUUCAACGUGGAUGCCUUGAGGGGCUUCGUCCUGGCCCCUCUUUUUGUCUACCUCUUCAUCGGAACCUCCUUCCUGCUUGCUGGCUUUGUGUCCCUGUUCAGAAUCAGAACCAUCAUGAAACACGACGGCACCAAGACGGAGAAGCUGGAGAAGCUAAUGGUCCGCAUCGGCGUGUUCAGCGUCCUCUACACCGUCCCGGCCACCAUCGUCAUCGCCUGCUACUUCUACGAGCAGGCCUUCCGGGAGCACUGGGAACGGACCUGGCACAUGCAGACCUGCAAGCGCUUUGCCGUUCACUGUCCACUCCACAAUUUUGCCCCGAUGACGCCAGACUUUACCGUGUUUAUGAUCAAAUACCUGAUGACCAUGAUCGUCGGGAUCACCUCUGGUUUCUGGGUCUGGUCUGGGAAGACCCUCCAGUCGUGGCGAAGGUUCUACAAGCGCCUUAGCAACGGUAACCAUGGGGAGACGACGGUGUGAGUCUGCAGCAUUAACAAGCCACAGCAGUUUUGGAUACAACUAAAAAAUGAGGUCAAAUAGCUUUCAUUUUUUAUCUUUGGACGUUUGUCGUCGGGUGUUUUUUCUGUCUAUAUGUGAGGUGGCGCUCUUGAGCACACAAUAUACUAAGGUCAAAGGAAACAUGAGUUCAUCCGGGAGUCCUUGUGAGACUCCAAACAAUAUGCUGACCUCCGGACCAUGGUACUGAACUUGAAGUUACAAUUUUCACCCUGUCAUUUAUAUCACAAUGAAUGUACAUCUAGUGACAGAUUCUCAGGGGCGGUCAGGAAAAAGACUGAACUUUGUUAGGAGCUGCCAAAAGGAUCACGUUGUUGAUCCCAAAACAGCAGCCACGCCCCCUACUGACUGUGAAUGCAUUCACACGGUAUGUAUGCAUGGUUAAUACAUGUAGCCUCCAUUUUUACUCUGCUUUUAGCCCAAGACUGAAACGCUUGAAGUUGUGUGUUGCAGAGUACAAUCUCGACAAUUUAAAGAAAAAUAGAUCUGAAGAAUCACCGCCGCAGCGUUCGUCUCGGCCUCUAUUUCGUGCCAUACAACCCUUCCACACGACGUCCUUAUGGUCAUUUUUAAGCCUUUUUAUUUUGGUCCUGUAUUGAAUGUUCACUCCGAUGGUGAAUGAAUGAAGUUACUGUGGGUUUGCACAGAGUUUUUCUAACGGUUUUUAAGUGUUUCAACAUGUGACUGCUCCAGUUGGCGGCGCGACCGACAAUUUCAUGUCUCUCUACACGUGCUCGGUACUUUGUUAAAUCGCAUACCAUUGUGUAAUUCAUCAGAUUGUACAUGGACACUGCCAAUGGUCUGAGUAGUUGCCAAAGGAAAAUAAAUUUUCUUCCAAAUCACUGCAAGCAUUUUCAAUACUAAUGCUAAUUGAUGAACAUUAAUUGUAUUUUAAACACAAAAACGCAUUUUGAUAAAUUCAGGCGACUGCAGUCCUCAAACUCCUGGUCAAGCUAGCUUGAGGAAAAUCACUCGUUUUCAUUCCAGAGUUGACUGAAUAUGUUUUAUAAACCGCUAAUGUUUAAAGCAUAAAGUCAGCCAGGGCUAAUUUUUGUCAUCGGUUUGAGGACGGGGAGUCAUUCUUCAUUUGUAAUCAUCAAUCUGCUCUCAUAGAAGUGCGUCUAGAAUUUCUAACAUUUUCCUUUUAGGUUUCCAAUGACAAAUAAGUUGAGUUUUUUCAAUUAAGUAUCACUUUUAUUGCUCAAGUUUGUGAAUGCAGUGUGCAGUUGAUGAAUUCACCUCAGAAUGUUUCUCCAUUUUAUGUUAAAACACAGUAUUGCUGGUACUUUACUUCGACAAAACAGAGCUUAAGCACACGCACGCACACCAGUGAGCCUCUAUACAGAUGCAGCAGGUCUUUGUGUCUCAGUGUGUGGUCCAACUCAUCUGAAAACACAUUACCAUGGUGGUGGCAGCCGAGUUCCUUGUUAUUUUGAUAAACAUGACAGAGCACGCAUCGUUUCCCUGGAGUUGUUGUUACCACCUGUCUUUUAAGGAUUGUUUUUGUUACAUACAGACUGAAUUUUUUUUUCCCAUUUUAGAAUUUCCAUGUUCUUAUUGGCUGGGAGACAUUUGCUGUGUUUAUGUAAAGUUCUAUUUUUCGGUACUGAAACUAUAUUCUUGUGCCUGAUGUUUUCACUAUUGGAAGAAAAAAAAAACAUUCGACUACCUAUUAAUGUAGUUAACUGCAAUAUUUUCUUAGGAUUGCCAAACAAAUGUCCAUUUUUAUUGAUACUGGGGAGUUUUCAUUUAUUUGUAAUUAUCUGGAGAUGCAUUUAAGCAAUAAAAAUGGAGAGUAGUCGAAUAUAUGUUGUCCUUUUGAUCCAAAAUGGUGAAUUAUUCUAACACUAAGAAGCAUAUUCCUCCUCUCUUGCAGGUCCUAAAAAUCAUCAGCAGUUCUCUAAUCGUGUGAAUGAACUCUCUUCUACCGGUGUUCGUUUUUCUAUGUGAUUCAGAAGGAAGAUGUGUGUGUGUGUGUGUGUGUGUAUUUUUAUCAGAACAUAUGCAAGCUAUCAAGUUAACACACUCUUUUGUUCAAGGCAUACUGUAUUUAUGGGGAUCUUUUUGUCUUUUUUUACUUGUUUUUUUUAAAUGAGAUAAGCCUUUUGCAUCUGUACAGUCUGAAUAAAAGUGCUGAGGUUUGUAACCAGUGGUGGUGGGUGU
Synchiropus splendidus (mandarinfish) is the source of this 4371-nucleotide messenger RNA. Its product is annotated as frizzled-7-A-like. NCBI's taxonomy places the organism in Eukaryota, Metazoa, Chordata, Actinopteri, Syngnathiformes, Callionymidae. The transcript has a single exon. Gene Ontology annotation, cellular component: plasma membrane. Gene Ontology annotation, biological process: non-canonical Wnt signaling pathway; canonical Wnt signaling pathway. Gene Ontology annotation, molecular function: Wnt receptor activity; Wnt-protein binding. Bases 475 to 2172 code for a protein of 565 amino acids. The record is from RefSeq and is a predicted model, not a curated record.